AUGGCUACCGAAAUGGCAGAGGUAAGGGAUCCGCCACAAGAUGGUGCAUCUCCGCCACACGCCUGUGAGCCUGAGAAGGCAUCCUCACAGGAGACGCCUGCAGAGGUCAGCCCCAGCAAGGAAAAGGAAGAGAUUGAGCCAGUCGGCAAAGACUCUGACUUAAAGUUGGCCGUUGCGGAAGCGGAAGCACAACAAGAGGCUGCUGAAAGACAGCUGGCUCUCGUUCCGCAGCAGAAGGCUUCACAAAGACAUGGCGCAAGGAACAGCCUGGUGCCCCUCUAUGUCGAGCAGCGAGGCCAUGGAAAAGAUGGCGAGCUUCUCCGUGACUUCAUCCUGCGCAGGGUGCACAUGAAGGAGGAUUUUCGCGACGUGGCGCUGAAGCGCUGGCUCAUUCGCGAAGACUUCUUCGACGAGUUCUUUGCAGACUACAUGAAGCAGUAUGGGGUGCCAGGCAGCGCCAGUGAGGCCGAGUCUGAGCGCAUGGAGCAGCUUGCCGGUGGCCUAAGUGCUCAGACACAGCCGAAGUACAGAAUUGUGCAUAGUACGGCUAAGGCCGAAGAGUGCAAGGACAUCUUGGUACCAACGAAGCUGCCAAAGAAGCAGGCUAAACAUGAACAGACCCUGUUCAUGGAAUGUGUAUGGAUACGGGCCCGGACAGGUAUCUGA
Symbiodinium natans is the source of this 666-nucleotide messenger RNA. The record is from the annotation of a GenBank genome assembly. Lineage: Eukaryota; Dinophyceae; Suessiales; Symbiodiniaceae.